AAAAUUUCAGUGAUCAUGUAAAAAAACGUAACACUCAAAAAAAAAUCUCAAACCCAAGAAAAAUAAAUAGAACCAACCACAAUGCAAUUGUUACACGAACAGACGUCUAUUCUAACCGUUAAAGAUAUUGGAAACGUGCACACAUCCUUAAAAGAUGCGUCCUCGCAUAACAUCGAAGUGAAAGAGAAGCGGUCGUCAAAUGCAUCCAUAUUUGUGAUGAAUCCGGUCGCGAGUGGAGAUAAUAUGCAGAUAGAUUUAAAUAGCGCACAAAAGAUUAAAGAUGAGACAGUCGUGAUGCCGCAGCUUGUGCCGUGUUGUGAAGGGAAAGAGUUGCAGAUUAACGAAGAUUUGGUUCGUACCGGCCUAUCAGCUAUUUCAGUGAAACAUGACAGCGUGGUCCAGUGUUUGAGUAUGUCUUGUGCUUGCGAAAGGAUGCAAGUGCCCCCGGGGCUUGUUAAGCACAGAAACUCAUUUCGAUCACUUCACCGCCCCGACCUAAAGCGUGUACCGUAUCUCCGACGUAUGACACCGGAUGAACUUGAGUCAUUGUUUCGCGGCUACGCGGAUAUCCCAACGCGUGGAAAGAAGAGAGAAACCCCAAAAGAAACCUUCAUGGUUUUACCUCCAGAUGAAAACGAUCGAUCAAGAAAAGUUCGAGAUAAAACCAAUUUAGAAGAAGGAGGUAAUCUACAUCCAAUCCCAGAGACAAGAUCUUGUGCGGAUGAUGUACCGGCCGGUAUGCGACUCCAUGGAGCGCGUGCGAGACUAUAUACCUCCGUUCUAGCUGGAGCCAAAGCUGGUGAUCAACUGGACAAUGCUUCUGCAAACGAUGACUGCGCCACACCUAUUUUAGCUGACCCCAUUCCCGAGGAUGAAAUCCCACUCUAUGAAGAACUACAAAUUAUACUUCCACCUCGCUGCGAUGACGUCACUGCUGGGUCUUCUCACAACGGCUCAGAAAAAAAAACAUUUGAAUGAACAAUCAACAAUAUAAGAAUUGACUGA
Vanessa atalanta (red admiral) is the source of this 1005-nucleotide messenger RNA. RefSeq lists its product as uncharacterized. The coding region runs from base 82 to 978 and encodes 298 amino acids. Lineage: Eukaryota; Metazoa; Arthropoda; Insecta; Lepidoptera; Nymphalidae. The transcript is spliced from 6 exons. The record is from RefSeq and is a predicted model, not a curated record.